AUGGAAGAAGAAAAGAAUCGCCGACGGUCAAAGUCGAGAAAGACAGCCACACCCCGUCGUCAUGAAACAGUCGUUGCUGGAAGUCACAGUUGCAGCAGAUCAAGAGGCCGCAUAGUUUCUCGAUCACCAAACAUGCGUAGGGCGAGAUGCCGCCGGUCACGUUCGAGAGGUUCAAGGCACUCCAGAUCCACUUCGAGACGGAAGUCACGUGAGCAUUUGAGAUGUAUUCAUUCUAAGGAUCAAAGAAAGUCGUCUGUUGAUAGAUCCAGAUCAAGGAUAACAAAGUCUCGUUCGCCGAUUCCUAAUACUUCACCUAGAUAUAAUAAUAGUAAUGUUGAGGAUAUUCAAAAUGUGUUUUUCAAGAAAUUUUUUGAUGUAAUAGUUAAUAUGAAGCCGAAUAGCGACAAUGACAGGUUCCCAGUCUUAAAUGUCGUACCAGAAUUUGAUCCUUUGAAUAAGGGUCAGACAGUAGAGUCGUGGAUACAUAAGGUUGACGAAUGUGCUCAGAUUUAUGGUUGGAACGACAGACAGAUAGUACACUACGCGAUGCCUAAGCUUAACGGUAUUGCUAAAACUUGGUAUCAAGGAUUACCUUCUCUUCUCCAUUCUUGGUCUGAAUGGAAAAUAAAACUUCGCGAGUCAUUUCCAGCAAGAGAAAACUACGCAGAAUUAUUAACCGAAAUGCUAAAUAAGCGUGCUCGUUAUGGGGAAUCCUUAGACUUGUACUAUUACACAAAAAUGAAUCUUCUAAACAGAUGCGAAAUAACGGGCAGGCGUGCAGUAGAUUGUCUUCUUGCUGGUAUUGAUGAUCGUAAUGUACGCGUUGGUGGGCAAAGUGCUGAGUUUAAAGAGCCCGAACAAGUACUAAAUUUCUUUAAAUCUGUCAAAGUAGGAAAUGACAAAAUAAAUGACUCUGCUAAGAUUACGGACAGGGAGAAACGGAUUCACUCUUCUAUUAACAAUGAUAAAAUGCCAAAUAUCUCUCAAGGCCAAAAAACUCAGCUUGGCAUUACUUGUUACAACUGUAACGAACGGGGUCACCCGUUUUUCCGUUGUCCCAAACCAAAACUGCAUUGUUCUAAUUGCAAAUUAUUGGGUCAUUUAGCUCCCGAUUGUCCAAAGUUGAAGCAGGGUGCUGUCACGGACAAUAAUUCUGAGCUUAACGGAUUAAUUCUUAAAAGGGACAUUAGGUAG
This is a messenger RNA of Leptosia nina, 1194 nucleotides long. The record is from the annotation of a GenBank genome assembly. Lineage: Eukaryota; Metazoa; Arthropoda; Insecta; Lepidoptera; Pieridae.